CAAAGCAGACAGCAGAGGUAGUAAGAAGAAAGAUAAGACCAAGCAAGAAAGAGAGGGAUUGAUUGGUGUAGGCUAGUCCUAUGCUAUAUUAUCACACAAAUAGAAGGAAGUUCUUGGUUUAUAAACUGUAGAUAAUAGCCAAAUAAAUAAGCAAUGCUGUAAUCAGUUCAUAAUGGCUAAAUUUGUCAUCGCAGGUAGGGCUGACUGUCCAUAUUAUGCUAGGACAGAGUUGUUGGCAGAUAAUCUUCAAACAAAUCUUGCUGACUUUAAAAUACACAAGAUAGUGAAAACCCCUGAAGAGUGGGAGGAAUGGCUGUCAAUUACCUGCAACAAAAAUGGAUGGCAACAUCAAAAGUCACCAAUCGUAUGGAGAGAGCUCAUCGACAGGGGUGGCAAAGGAGUUCUGAUUGGUGGAUGUAAUGAAUUUCAAGAAUAUGCUUAUGGUUACUAUGGUAUUCAAUCUGAAAUGGCAAGCUCAGAUAUGAAGAAAAUAAGUGCCGAAAAUCUGUGUACAAAUGUUUUGACUACGCAGGAAGAGGAGCAUUUAAAGAGCCUUAGUAAUCCGUUAAAGGUUUGCAUCACGAAUGCUUCUAAGCCUAUGGCUUACUAUAUGGUCUAUGAAAUAGCAAGAGGUGAUGUUUUUGGGCCAAAAACUGAGAUAAGUUUGACACUUUUGGUGGAGAACAAGGAUGAUAAUGUCAUCAAAGGUCUUGUGAUGGAAGCAGAAGACCUAGCGUGUACUCUGCUCAGAAAAGUUAUCAUUACAAGUGAUCCUCAGGAAGCUUUUAAUGGUGUCAGUGCUGUGGUCUUUCUUGAUGGAUCUCCUCUUCAACCAGAGGAAUCCUGUGAUGACUGGCUAAAGCUCAAUGCUCAGAUAUUUAGAGAAUAUGGCAAGAUUUUGAAUUCUGUUGCUGCCAAUGAUGUAAAGGUGCUGGUUGCUGGAGAUGGCCCCUUGAAUUUUAACGCAUACAUGCUAGGAACUGCUGCGCCAGCAGUAGCCCGGCAGAACAUUGUGGCUGUGGCACGCCUUCUAGAGAAUAGAGCUAAGGCAGCACUUGCAAGGAAGUUAAAUGUCAACUCGGCGUUUAUUGUAGAUUUGAUAACCUGGGGAAACAUCAGUGGCACAAGCCUAACAGACGUAAACAAAGCUGCUGUACACCAGUAUGACGGUGCCAUUGUAGGACCUGAGUGGUACUCCAGGCCAGUAAAAGAGAUGGUUCACGAUGACAAAUGGCUUCAGACUGAGUUCCUUGAUAACUUAAAGAGCCACGAGAAUACUCUGACAAAAACACUUGGACAUUGUGCAACACUUUCUGCUGCAUCUGCUGUUAUUGGUGUAUUGAAAGAUUGGUGGAAUGGUUCUAAAGAUGGAAAAAUUUUAUCAUUAGGUGUUUUUUCAGAAGGUUGGUAUGAACUGCCACCCGACAUCGUUUUCUCUCUUCCUGUCAAGUUUCACCAAGGCUGCUUUGAGGUAGUCCAGGAUGUCGACGUCAGCGAUGACAACAAGAGAUUAUUAGAAACCAUUGCAAAAGAAAUAAUUGCCGAGAAGGAAGUCAUAUUUCCUUCGUCCCGCAAGAAUUCACCAACACCAGAACCAAAUCCUGACGAAACUAAAGUGUUUGGUACAGAUCCAAAUGGCGGGGAACAAAAUAACCUCGCCGAAAACCCUGCAAACGUACCCGAAAGUGACGAUGUGAAUGUUGACCGUAGUGGGCCGCUCUCUAGAAUUGUUGAAGAGGCAGAACCAGAUAUAAAAGAUGCGGAAUCCACAACUGACACAGAAAAACAAUCUAUCAAAGAAGAUGAUGAAGAAUAAGAAUCAUGGUAAACUCCGGGUUUAUCCAUCGGCAAAAAUGGUUCUGUGUACAUGUGUAUAAUAAUAAAUUUAAGUAGGCCUUAUGUUUAUUUCUAUUAACAAGACCAAGAGAUUGUACUAGUUAAUAACCGACUUAUUUUGGAUAAAUACGGUAACGAUUGUCGUUUGACCUUUCCUUUGAAUUUAAUAAGAAAGUUAAUUGUGUAAAAUGCAUAGUUGUUUUAUUCUAUGGUUGUGAUGUACGCACAUGCACAAUUGUUUUUUAAAGAAUUAUUACAAGACAAAUUUCGACCCAGGAACGUUUCUUGAGUGGGCCAGAUACUAAAGCUUACGUUGAAGUUUCAGCCAGAAUUCCAAUUUACAGUAUUUUUAAACAUUUAUAUUAUUUGCUGGUAAUUAAAGGAUUAUUUCGUUAAAACAUCUUUAAA
Anneissia japonica is the source of this 2244-nucleotide messenger RNA. Its product is annotated as putative malate dehydrogenase 1B. NCBI's taxonomy places the organism in Eukaryota, Metazoa, Echinodermata, Crinoidea, Comatulida, Comatulidae. The record is from RefSeq and is a predicted model, not a curated record. Gene Ontology annotation, molecular function: L-malate dehydrogenase (NAD+) activity. The coding region runs from base 173 to 1816 and encodes 547 amino acids. The transcript has 4 exons. Gene Ontology annotation, biological process: oxaloacetate metabolic process; tricarboxylic acid cycle; malate metabolic process.